AUGGUGUCUCUCGAAGCAGUUCAAAAGAGCAACUCUGUAUUGAAGGAGUACGGCCCCAACCUGGUGGCAGUCUUCGUCGGUGGCACCAGUGGCAUUGGCGAAUCCACCGCCCGUGCUUUUGUGGGAUCUACUGUGUCUCCGCGUGUUUAUCUCGUUGGACGCAGUGAGAGUCGAGCCUCUCAGAUCAUCAAGGAUCUCCGUGCCCUAAACCCAGAUGGACAGAUCAAUUUCAUCAAGGGAGAUGUGUCGAGUCUGAAGGAGGUCGAUCAGGCUUGUAAGACCAUUCAGGCAAAGGAGGACAAGAUCAAUUUACUGGUCCUGAGUGCUGGAAUCUUGACUAUGAAAGGGCGUGAUGAAACUGAUGAAGGGCUGGACAACAAACUCAGUCUUCAUUAUUAUUCUCGCAUGCGGUUCUUACAUAACCUGCUACCUCAACUAACAAACGCUGCCAACGCCGGAGGCACAUCUCCUGGUACGGGCAGCAAUUUAUCGCGAGUGCUUUCGAUACUCGAUGGUCGCGGCAAUGCACCCUUGAUUCUGAAUGACUUGUCAUUGAAGAAUAACUAUUCCUUGCGCAACUGCGCCAAUCAUGCCAUUACCAUGACAUCGGUGUCUAUGGAAGAGCUUGCCUCCUCGCAUCCGUUGACAUCCUUUGUUCACACAUACCCAGGCAUUGUGAAGACGAGCCUGAUGCGCGAUAAUGGGAUUUUGACUAGGACUGCGAUGAGCGCUUUGAUGGUCUUGUUCUCGCCGAUGACUGUUCCAUUGCAGGAAAGUGGAAAGAGGCAUCUUUAUGCUGGGACCAGCCCGGUUUUUGCACCAAAGGGUGUGGAGGCUGGUAGUGAUACUGCAAUUGGCUCGGAUGGGGUCCGAGGUUCUGGGGCUUACUUGGUUGAUUCGGACUCGGCGACUGUUGCUAAUCAGGGGGUCUUGCAGGGAUAUCGUGAGGAUGGGACUAGGGGAUUGGUCUGGAAACAUACUUUGGAUGUUUUCAAGGGAAUUUGCGGUGAUGCUUAG
Messenger RNA from Penicillium paradoxum, 1017 nucleotides. RefSeq lists its product as uncharacterized. NCBI's taxonomy places the organism in Eukaryota, Fungi, Ascomycota, Eurotiomycetes, Eurotiales, Aspergillaceae. Bases 1 to 1017 code for a protein of 338 amino acids. Gene Ontology annotation, biological process: secondary metabolic process. The transcript has 3 exons. The record is from RefSeq and is a predicted model, not a curated record.